Molecule: messenger RNA, 3770 nt
Organism: Heterocephalus glaber (naked mole-rat)
Lineage: Eukaryota; Metazoa; Chordata; Mammalia; Rodentia; Bathyergidae
Gene: Niban2
Product: niban apoptosis regulator 2
Source: RefSeq, a predicted model, not a curated record
GGCUGCGGGCGGGAGGACGUUGCUCGACCCGAGCUGAGGCCGAAGCCAGGGGCGGCGGAGCGGCAGGGUCGGGGCGGGCCAGGCUCCAUGGCGCCAGUGGCGUCCGUCUGAGCAGCGCCGGCACUGCGGGCGGCGGCCGGGUUGGGCUGGGUGCGCUGCUCCUCGCCAUGGGGGACGUGGUGUCCACGCACCUGGACGACGCCCGGCGCCAGCACAUCGCAGGACGAGGGCCCGGAAGACUGGACCCCACACUUGCCCAAUCCCUCGGCUGCUCUGCCUAGGACCCAGGUUGCUGCUGUUCGGUUGCCCUUUGCUGCUCUCCAUCUCUGGCUUGAAACAUCUCAGAAAGCUGCCAGUAGGGCUUGUGCCAGGUCCUCGUGCCCACCCUGGCCACCAACCCUGGGACAGAUGGAAACCUGUCAGCUCCUCGUCGGUCAUUGUCUCUGACCAUCCCAGAGAAAACCGAGAAGAUCCUGAGGGAGUUCCUCCAAUUCUACAAGGACCAGUAUGGCGUUGCGCUCUUCAACAGCAUGCGCCAUGAGAUUGAGGGCACUGGGCUGCCGCAGGCACAGCUGCUCUGGCGCAAGGUGCCGCUGGACGAGCGCAUCAUCUUCUCGGGGAACCUCUUCCAGUAUCAGGAAGACAAUAAGAAGUGGAGGAAUCGCUUCAGCCUGGUGCCACACAACUACGGGCUGGUGCUGUAUGAGAACAAAGUGGCCUAUGAGCGGCAGGUCCCACCCCGUGCCAUCAUCAACAGUGCAGGCUACAAAGUUCUCACCUCCCUGGACCAGUACCUGGAGCUGGUUGGCAACUCUUUACCAGGGACCACGUCAAAGUCGGGUGGCACCCCCAUCUUCAAGUGCCCCACACAAUUCCCACUCAUCCUCUGGCAUCCUUUUGCGAGACACUACUACUUCUGCAUGAUGACGGAAGCUGAGCAAGACAAGUGGCAGGCGGUGCUGCAGGACUGUGUCAGGCAUUGCAACAAUGGCAUCCCCGAGGACUCCAAGGUGGAGGGGCCAGCCUUCACGGACGCCAUCCGCAUGUACCGCCAGGCCAAGGAGUUGUACGGCACCUGGGAGAUGCUAUGCGGGAACGAGGUGCAGAUCCUGAGCAACCUGGUGAUGGAGGAGCUGGGCCCCGAGCUGAAGGCAGAGCUUGCGCCACGGCUGAAGGGAAAACUGCAGGAGCGGCAGAGACAGUGGAUCCAGAUCUCAGACUCUGUGUACCGCAUGGUGUAUGAGCGGGUCAAGGUGCCCUUCGAGGAGACGCUGUCCAAGCUGCAGUGGGCGCGGCCCGCCAUGGAGGCGACCAUCCGCACAGACAUGGACCAGAUCAUCACCUCCAAGGAGCACCUGGCCAGCAAGAUCCGAGCAUUCAUCCUGCCCAAGGCGGAAGUGUGUGUGCGGAACCACGUCCAGCCCUACAUCCCGUCCAUCCUGGAGGCCCUGAUGGUGCCCACCAGCCAGGGCUUCACCGAGGUGCGGGACGUCUUCUUCAAGGAGGUCACUGACAUGAACCUGAACGUGAUCAAUGAGGGCGGCAUCGACAAGCUGGGCGAGUACAUGGAGAAACUGUCGCAGCUGGCCUACCACCCCCUGAAGAUGCAGGGCUGCUAUGACAAGAUGGAGCCGCUCCGACUAGAUGGGCUGCAGCAGCGCUUCGACGUGCCCAGCACGUUCGUGUUCAAGCAGCGCGCGCAGAUCCUCAUGCGUGAGCAAAUGGACAACGCCGUGUAUACCUUCGAGACACUGCUGCACCAGGAGCUGGGGAAGGGGCCCACCCGGGAGGGACUGUGCAAGUCCAUCCAGCGCAUCCUGGAGCGGGUGCUCAAGAAGUACGACUACGACAGCAGCACGGUGCGCAAGCGGUUCUUCCGGGAGGCGCUGCUGCAGAUCACCAUUCCCUUCCUGCUCAGAAAGCUGGCUCCCACCUGCAAGUCGGAGCUGCCCCGCUUCCAAGAGCUGAUCUUCGAGGACUUUUCCAGGUUCCUCCUGGUGGAGAACACUUACGAGGAGGUGGUGCUGCAGACCGUCAUGAAGGAUAUCCUGCAGGCUGUGAAGGAGGCUGCGGUGCAGCGGAAGCACAACCUGUACCGGGACAGCGUGGUCCUGCACAACAGCGACCCCAACCUGCACCUGCUGGCCGAGAGCGCGCCCAUCGACUGGGGUGGAGAGGACGGUGACAGGGGUGAUGGCAGCGGAGGCAGCCCCAGCCCCGGUGUCCCCGAAGUGGCUGCCCUUUCAGAGAAGCGCCGGCGUGCCAAGCAGGUGGUGUCCGUGGUCCAGGACGAGGAGGCGGAGCUGCCCUUUGAGGCGGGCUCCCCGGCGACCCCGGACAGUGUCACCGAGAUCCGCGGGCUGCUGUCCCAGGAUCUGCGGGCCGAGAGCGCCCCCCCAGCCAGCCCCCUACUCAAUGGGGCGCCCGCCCAGGAGAGCCCCCAGCCCGAGGCGGCCCCCGAGACGCCCUCGCCGCCCAGCUCGCCGUCCUGGCGCCUCCCGCCCGUGAAGGCUGUGGACCUUGAGCCCCCCAAGCCCAGCGACCAGGAGACCGGGGAGCAGGUGUCCAGCCCCAGUGGCCGGCCCCCCAUCCACACCACCACUGAGGACAGUGCGGGGGUGCAGACGGAGUUCUAGGCUGGCGGCCUGAGUGGCUGCUUCCUCCGAGGCACCGGCAGGCUCGGGGCCCUGGGCCUCCCGGGGCUGCUCUGUCUUCCUUUCUGCAGGCUGAUCUUGGAUGUAGGGUCUGGCUUCCAGGCUUUCUCUUUGUGCAGGGGUUGAACGCAGCUGGAGGGGCUGGGGGCUCCUCCAUCCUGUCCUCCGGGCACCACCACUUCCCUCCCGGUGGGCCUUGCCAGCCUCGGAGGGAGGACGAUGGGCGUGGGCACUGUGACUGGAAGUCUGCGGAGCUGGUGAGCUGCCCUCCUGUCACUAUGGGGCCCACCAGGACCAGGACUGUGGGGGCCCCACUUCUUGUCCUGACCCUCCCAGGCCAGCUCCCGGGACUGAGGGUGAUGGAAGAAGGGGUCGCCAGGCUGGGGGAGGCGGCGUGUCGGGCGCUGUCCCCGAGGGGAGUGGGUGAGGGCCGGGGAUGGAAGGAGAAAGACCCGGAACGUGCUGGUCUGUGGCGAGAAGUGUCCUGAGGGACGACGUCGGGAGAGUGUCCGAGGGAGGCUAGAGGCCGAGAUGGCAGAGUGAGCAUCACUGGAAGCGGGGAUGUGGGGGGCUCUGCACACACCCGCCUCUCCCAGCCCCCGUCUCCUUCCUGCUGGCCGGGGAUCGGCUGUCUCAGGGUCCCCCACCUUGGCUCACACUUUGGACACACAGGUUGGUCAGAAGCAUGGUGUCACCUCCCUGUCCCCUCCGAAGGACCUGGAUGGGGCUCCUGAGGGUGAAGGAGGGGAGUAUGGCCUCUGCUGCCUCUGAGCCCAAGUCCCUUGACCCUGAAAAUUCUAGACCCCUCUAUGCAAAUGUCCUCAUGAGUCACUGGGCUUGGGUGCCCCUUCCUCAGCUGCUUGCCCCAGGGUGACGGCCCCACCCAGUGUCCUGCAGACCCACUCCCCAGGGCAGGGCCUUAGACCCACAGGACGGCAGCUGGUGCUCAGUCAGGGACCCCCCAGUCCCCAGCCCCAAUGUCAGCUGCAUCACUAACCUCUUCUGAUGUCCUCUAGUGCCUUGGGGGUUUUGAGCAGCAUUCCCAGAUAUGGUAUUGCAAAUACUAUGCAAACUGUUUAAGCUUCUGCUAAUCAAUAAAUGCUUUAUUUAAAGUUG